This is a messenger RNA of Brassica oleracea var. oleracea, 1922 nucleotides long. RefSeq names its product zinc transport protein ZntB. Gene Ontology annotation, molecular function: metal ion transmembrane transporter activity. The transcript is spliced from 5 exons. Bases 376 to 1722 code for a protein of 448 amino acids. Gene Ontology annotation, cellular component: membrane. Gene Ontology annotation, biological process: metal ion transport; transmembrane transport. Lineage: Eukaryota; Viridiplantae; Streptophyta; Magnoliopsida; Brassicales; Brassicaceae. The record is from RefSeq and is a predicted model, not a curated record.
UCAUAUGAAGGUAAAACUACCCAUAAAAUAAACAUCUCUAAUCUGUGCCAUUAAAUUUGUCGGAGAGAGUCGAGGUGUUUAUCCGGUCAACGCCAGCUCCGACCUUUCUCAACAAACUCUAACUCUCUCUCUCUCUCUCUCUCUCUAAUUUCACUGUUUCAUCAUAUCCUUCCACGAGAUCGCUCGCCUCAGAUUCAAAGCUUCUUCUGAUUAGUUUCCGGUGAUCUCAGCCUCACUUCGAUCCCUGCAUGAGUUUGAUUACAAAAGGUUUCUAUUUUACUUCCAGAGUUUGCAUGAAUCAGCAGCUCCAACCUUAAAUUAAUUUGCGAGACUUUCCGUUUUAAAAUAAUCAAUCAGACACUUUACAAAGCAACGAUGCAGCAGGAAGAUCGAAUUGGAGGAGAUGAGUCAGAUCUAGAGUCUUUGACAAGCGCUUCUCUUAGAGACGCUCAUAGGUUCAGGGCUCAGUAUUCAGGCAUGGUGAGGCAAAGAGCUUAUAUAUUCGACGGUGAUGGCAAAUACUACAACAAAGAAUGGGAUCUCAAAGAAGGAACAGGCAAAGAGUUUUGUUGGUAUCAUGUUGAGUUGCCUAAAGGAAACCAGAAGCUCUCUCACUCCGCACAGCAUCUUAUAGACGCUCUCUGUCCUCCGUUGAAGCUCCAAGACAUUCUUUCUCUUGUUAGUAACGGACCCUUUUGCGGACAUGUUGAUGGGGCGCUUGUGUUUAGAGUUAACUCUCCUGGUCCUGCUUCAAGCAGCUUUACCUUCAAGAUUGCUGCUAGGAUCACUGAGAACUCUGUCAUUACUGUCUCUUUGGGACGUGUUCCUAGGCUAGGAUUCUCUCCUAUGGGUCAGUCUCUUCUCUCCGAAGUCCCUAGUGUGGAUUCUCCUUCCUACUAUCGCGGCGAGCAGAAGGAAAGAAGUGGGAUUGUGAUUGAGGAGCAUGUUCUUGAGUUCUUGCUGACCAUGAAUCACUCUGAGGAAGCUGAUAACCCUGUCCCAAGCUCUGUUUCGAAUCUUGUUGUUCAUAUUAUUGAUACACAUGUUGAUCAGCUUCAAGAUGUUGUCACUAAACUUGAGAUCGAAUUGGAUGCGGUGGAACUCGAGAUGGAUAGAGGUGGAUUUGCUAUGAAGAAACAGAUGCUGGAUGAUAGAAGGUUCCCGAAAUUGCAUCUCAACUUGCAGCGUCUUUUGCAGGUGAUUGCACAUGGAGAACAAGUGUUUCCAAGAGUGAAGGAAAAAUGUUCCUCGAAGCAUUGGUUUCUUGCAGAAGAUAUCAACUCUUUGGAGGAGUUGAUUGGGAGGUUGAGACGUUUAAAAGAGAAUGUAGGAUUCAUUGCGAACCGUGUGAAUGCAAUCCAAGCUGGUUUGGAUAGUUGGCAAGCUGAGCAAAUCAACCGAAAGCUCUAUUACCUCUCCUUUCUUUCCAUCAUAUUCCUUCCUCUAUCAAUCAUCACCGGAGUUUUUGGGAUGAACGUUGGAGGAGUUCCUUGGACGGGACAAAGCAAACCUGAGCUAGCUGAUGGAUUUAGAAACGUGAUGUACAUAUGUCUCAUAAUGCUGGUUGUAGUGUUGUCCUGCUUUGGUUUUCCAGCCUUAUAUAGUCGGAUUGCUUCUUGGUGGAGAAUGAGAGCUAUGAAUAGAAGUUGGUCUCUUAAUAGGAGAUCGUUCCAGAAGAGACCAAACAUAGUUCAAGAAAGAAGAGGAUAUCUUAGGCUCUAAAACCAUUAUAUGACUUCAAAGACUUGUAUUGAAAUCUUUCAUUUGCGUUUCUUUCACGUUUCUUCUUCAUUUGCAGAACAUACUACUUUUCAUCAGCUUCUUGUACUUUGUACUUCUUACAGAUUUUUUUUUACUUCGCAUAUUGUUCUGCUGUUUAGAUCUUGAGUUAACUACAAUGUACAGCUACUAUUCUUUUAAUU